Molecule: messenger RNA, 1800 nt
Organism: Neocloeon triangulifer
Lineage: Eukaryota; Metazoa; Arthropoda; Insecta; Ephemeroptera; Baetidae
Product: synaptic vesicle glycoprotein 2A-like
Exons: 10
Coding region: 45-1607 (520 amino acids)
Biological process (GO): transmembrane transport
Molecular function (GO): transmembrane transporter activity
Source: RefSeq, a predicted model, not a curated record
GACGAGAGCGAAAUCUUACGCAUUUCCAUAAAAACAGCGGCGAGAUGACCCAGCAGAAAAACGGUGUUUCGCUUGAGCAGAAAAAGACCAAAAUGGUUACGUUCGAGGAAGCAAUUACUUUGGCAGGCAACGGGAAAUUCCAAUUACGAGCGGUCGUGUGCGCCGGGCUGUGUUUGUUCGCAGUUUUGACGGAGGCAACGAUGGCGUCGUAUUUGCUGCCGGCGGCCAACUGCGAUCUCAAUUUGUCCCUGCAGGAGAAGGGCCUGCUCGGCUCCUCUGUGUUUGUGGGAUUUGCGAGCAGCGCUCUGCUGUGGGGCGCCGUCGGCGACGUUUGCGGCCGCAGGAAGACUAUGAUGACCACCCUCUUUGUGUGCGCCUUUUCCACGCUACUCUCGUCUCUAGCACCCUCUUUUUUGCCAUUGCUCGUCUUCAGAUUUUUCUCGGGCUUCUUCUCUUGCGCCGCCUCCGGACUUUUGUACGUAUACGCCGGCGAAUUUUGCAACAAUGUUGAAAGGCCGAGGGCUGUGCUGGUGGCCGCCUGUUUAGGAGCAGCCGGUGUUAUCUGCUUGCCCGGCUUUGCCUGGCUCGUAAUCCCUCAACCCUGGAUUAUUGAAUUUCCAGGCCUGCCUUUGAUCACCUCGUGGCGGAUUUUCCUUGGCGUUUGCUCCAUUCCCAGUUUCACCGCCGCCUUUUAUAUGCUUUUCUUCCUUCCCGAAAGUCCCAAAUACCUGCUGAGCCGAGGCCGCGAAAAAGAGGCGUUGGAAGUGUGCAAAACUAUCUUUCACAUAAACACAGGAAAGCCAAAAUCUGAAUAUCAAGUUGAAAUGAUCGAGGACGACGGAGGGACACAGCAGACGAACAAGGACAAGUCGAUCCUGCGCAUCUGCUGGGACCAAAUCGCACCCCUCUUCGGCCACGACCUGCUCGGCCUGACCCUGCUGACGUGCACCCUGCAGUUGACCACAUUCUUCGGCUUCACGGCCAUGAUCAUGUGGAUGCCCGAAAUGUUCAACCGGCUCAAGGCAACGCCGGACGGCUCGGCCACCCUUUGCGACGUCAUUUCCGUCCAGCAAACCAACAUCUUGCUGCUGGACGAGGUGCUCGAGGCCUCGGCAGGUGUCCAAACGAGCGCCGUAUACAACAGCACGGAGGCGCACACCUGCGACCCGACCGUCGACUAUCACGUGUUCCUCUACGGUUUGUUCCUCACCACGGCUGGCGCAGCGGGCAAUAUCAUUGCUGGCAUUUUAAUCAGCCCUCUCGGAAAACGCAAUCUCUUCGUGAGCAUGCUUUCCAUAGCAGCUUUGCUAAUCGCCGUGGUGCCCUACUUAAAACACCAUACUCUCUUAAUUAUUGUCUAUUGCUCUUCACUGAGUUUUGCCGGAGCAGGGCCUGGCAUCAUAGCAGCCGGAACGAUUGAUCUUUUUCCCACGUCUCUGAGGGGCAUGGCGACGUGCAUGUCAAUGAUGACCGCUCGAAUAGGGGCCGUUCUCACGACAGUCGCUUUCGGCGCCUUGCUCGACUUCAGAUGCGAGUUUGCUUUUUUCAUGCUGUGCGGCGUUCUAUUAGUUUGCGCUUUGCUUGGAAUCCGUCUUCCUGCAAGAUGAUCUUCCGCUUGAAUUUGAAUACAAACACUGGUUCAGAAUAAAUAAAAUCACAAAAACGAUUAUUGCAUUAGAUUUAAUCUUUUAUUGACAGAAUCUAGAAACAUAUAACAUUGGUAUUCUUCACUAAUGAAUAUUCUUUGGUUGGAAAAAGGUAAAAUAAUUAUAAAUAUGUAAAGCAAUGAAAUAUUUAGAA